Molecule: messenger RNA, 972 nt
Organism: Eublepharis macularius
Lineage: Eukaryota; Metazoa; Chordata; Lepidosauria; Squamata; Eublepharidae
Gene: CKS2
Product: CDC28 protein kinase regulatory subunit 2
Exons: 3
Coding region: 66-305 (79 amino acids)
Biological process (GO): regulation of mitotic cell cycle
Cellular component (GO): SCF ubiquitin ligase complex; cyclin-dependent protein kinase holoenzyme complex
Molecular function (GO): protein kinase binding; ubiquitin binding; cyclin-dependent protein serine/threonine kinase activator activity
Source: RefSeq, a predicted model, not a curated record
UGCGAGGAGCGCUGUUGCUGUGGUCUGGGAGGCAGAAGAGGCGUCGGCGACCCCCCGCUGCCGUCAUGUCGCAUAAACAGAUCUAUUAUUCGGAUAAAUACUUCGAUGAGAACUACGAAUAUCGGCACGUAAUGUUACCAAGAGAACUGUCAAAACAAGUACCAAAGACUCAUCUAAUGUCUGAGGAGGAAUGGCGAAGUCUUGGUGUACAGCAGAGUCUUGGCUGGGUCCACUAUAUGAUUCAUGAGCCAGAACCACACAUUCUCCUUUUUAGAAGACCACUUCCAAAAGGCCAGCAGAAAUGAAUAACUUCUAAAAACUACACAAAUCUUCUGGAACUUUAUGUAUAUGGAUGUAUAUAUGUUGGUAGUAUUCAGUGAAUACUUGAAAAAAUGUACAAAAUGUACUUGUGCAUGAGCUGCAUGAGCUGUAUUAUUCACAGCAACAGAGCUCAGUAAAAUGCAAACAAAGUAGGCUGCUAUGGUUUGUGCUGUUAAAUGCCUAUUUGAUUGUCCAUUGUGUUCAAUAAAGUUUACAAGUUACGUAUUUGUUGACUAGCUUCUCAAAUAGAUUCAAAGAUCUAGUGUUUUUAUUUCUGCAGCAGUUGGAGCAAUUAUUUAGCUUCUCAACUGUUGAAAUAGGCCUGAUGAAAUAAAUUUUUUUAAUACUAGAUAAUCUACUUUGUGUAUAUUUCAUGGAUUUCACCUGAAAAAAUGGCAUUAUAUAUUCUUGAUUGUUUGCAUGAUUAAAAACAAAAGUUUUGAAACUGGCAUGUAAAUCAGUUGUAACUGUUUGAAAAUGAGUAGUUCCUUAACUAGUUUAUGGAACUGUUGUAGAUUGAGAAGUAUAGAAAAUUAAAGAGGAGAAUGUAGUGAAUACAUAAUGGAAAAUUUUCAAAGGGUGAGAGCUACAAUAAACUCAACAUAUUAAAUUGUUUUUUAGCUGAUGCUAAUCCAAACCAUGUCUAUAAUG